GACAGUCACACCCAUCGUGAGUCAAUGUCACAUCUCGACAAGCAACGACACGCGAUAAGAAAUCAAAAGAAUUAUAAACACCAUUCUUGACCAUCUUGGGAAUAUCUGAGAGUCCCUGUUUAAAAUAUCAUCAAUAUGUCACUCGUCAGUCUACCCGCGCACUUGCGCACAGAUAUUCUCAAGCAUCUCCCCGAUGCACACUCUCUCACCGCAGCCCGGGCAGCCCAUCCGGCUCUACACUACGCAUUCAACGAACAUACGCAGGAUAUCAUGGAAUCCGUCAUAAGAAAUCAGAUCCCUCAAGAGCUUUUACCGUUCGCACAGGCUGCCCACGAUGCCCGCUGCAAACCGUACAGCUUCUUACACGCCACAGCUACCCUUGACGACCUCUACUUUCAUAAUCUCCCGACUGCGCCGCCGACGCUACAUUCACGAGAAUUCGGGGCCCUUAGUAUGCCCAAGCUCAUUGCCAUGGGCAAGAUGCACAACGUUGUUUCGUACUUUACGGACCGUAUUGCCGAUAUGAUGCUCGAUUCGGCAGUCGAGCUAGGGCUGCUCCCUCGCCCUGGCGGCGCAGAGAGUUUGUCUGCUACCGAACGAUUUGUGAUACAGAGGGCACUGUAUAGGUAUGAAGUAUUCGUUGGUCUCUUCUUUGGCGAUGGGAAAGGCGUGGGUGCUAUCUCGCAGCGGCGCGAUCAGACCAAGAUGAUUACGAGGGUGUCGUUUCUGGGGCAUUUCGCGCCGUGGGUGAAUGAGCAGCUGGCGAGUGUGUAUGAUUGUCUGGAGCAGAUUCUCUCCGAACCAUUUCGGGAGGUGGCCGAGCAUGAUGUGGGAUGGGGAGCGCAACGGGUCGAUUGGGAGUUGCAGGGGCGGAAUAAUUGUUGGUUACAGGGUUUGGUAAGUCUACAGAACAUAUAUGAGGUGGCUACUGCUGUUGUCAUUAUUAUGGGUGUUGUUGUUAGAAGGUGGAAGUUUGCUGAUCGUUUUAGUUAUCGUACGGCCUAGAGUUCAUGUAUAAGCUCGACUUGGCAGACGGCUACGAUGCGCAGCAGGCCAUCCUUACAGCCAAGAUCGUGCCGCAUACAAGUCGCAUGCUGUCCAAGUACUUGGCUGCAGGUGCGAGCCUACCAAACGAUUUCCUGCCGGCGUUUGGGCUCUUCCUGUCGCAGUGGUCAGAGGAGCAGUUUGCCGAGCAGUUUGCGCCGCAGGUUCUGAGGUGUGGUUAGUAGCGACGACAGUGCGGCGAUACGGUCUGUGGACGCGCUGGAUAGAUUGCCGUUUCACAUGUGGAAAGAAGGGAAUCAGGAAUAUAGGAUUAGUGGUUCGGUGUAUAGAGAGCGGGCGGGAAUACUGAGGAAAUGCGGCUACGUCAUGUGGGAUUUCCCCGUGGAGAGUGUGCAGGAUGUGAAGGGGAGGUUGGCGGAGUUGAAUAGAAUGGAACAGAGGCAGUUGUAUACGGUACUUUCGACGGAAGAAAAAGAUCGGAUUCGGCAUUCGCGACAGGAGAGGCGGAGGAUGUUUGAUCGUGGUGAGGGGGGGUAUUGGCCGAUAGGGUGUCAGCGGGCGGGGCCGCCCUCCGGGGUUGUGGUCGUCGCUAAAUAAGCUGAUGGAUGUAUUUGUGUUUGCUGUGGGCGGGCGGGAUAGUUGGAAUUGGUGGUUGUUUCAGUGUAAGACGGGCUGUUGUGUUUGUGUUUGUGUUGUAUUUUGGUGGUGACAUUUGAAUCUGACAUGGUACGUUUAAUGGCGCGAUGGGCUAACAAUGAGAUGCUGUUGAAAUUAAUUAGAGACCCGACCGGCUAGUUAAAACAAAAAAGGACUAGGAUGGAACUCGUUUUUUUUAAGGUUUGCGCAAAAGAAAUACGAAACGAUUUUACCUUA
[Torrubiella] hemipterigena is the source of this 1878-nucleotide messenger RNA. NCBI's taxonomy places the organism in Eukaryota, Fungi, Ascomycota, Sordariomycetes, Hypocreales, Clavicipitaceae. The record is from the annotation of a GenBank genome assembly.